Molecule: messenger RNA, 1875 nt
Organism: Abrus precatorius (Indian licorice)
Lineage: Eukaryota; Viridiplantae; Streptophyta; Magnoliopsida; Fabales; Fabaceae
Product: vacuolar-sorting receptor 1-like
Exons: 12
Coding region: 1-1875 (624 amino acids)
Molecular function (GO): calcium ion binding
Source: RefSeq, a predicted model, not a curated record
AUGAGGACAAAGCUAAGUCUUUUGUGGUGUGUUUGGAUCUUGCUUUGUGGGUCUAGUGUGGGAAGGUUUGUGGUGGAGAAGAACAAUUUGAAAAUCACUUCUCCAAAAUCAUUGAGAGGUAUAUAUGAAUGUGCAAUUGGGAAUUUUGGGGUCCCCAAGUAUGGAGGAACCAUGAUUGGCAGUGUGGUGUAUCCCAAGUCGAAUCAGAAUGGAUGUAACAGAUUUGAUACCUCGUUGAGUUCCAAACCCGGAACCUUCCCCACCUUUGUUCUCGUUGAUCGGGGAGAUUGCUACUUCACUUUGAAGGCGUGGAAUGCACAGAAUGGUGGAGCUGCAGCUAUUCUUGUUGCAGAUGAUAGGAUGGAGCCAUUGAUCACCAUGGACACUCCUGAAGAAGGGAAUGCUGCUAAAGACGAUGAUUAUAUUGAAAAGAUAAGCAUUCCUUCUGCCCUUAUAAGCAAAUCACUAGGGGAGAGCAUCAAGAGAGCUCUUUCUAGUGGGUCAAUGGUUAAUGUAAAUCUUGAUUGGAGAGAGGCUCUUCCACACCCUGAUGAAAGAGUUGAGUAUGAGUUUUGGACUAGUAGCAAUGAUGAGUGUGGACCAAAGUGUGAAAGUGAAAUCAAUUUUGUCAAGAGUUUUAAAGGGGCAGCUCAAUUACUUGAGAAGAAAGGGUUCACUAAAUUUACCCCUCACUAUAUAACUUGGUAUUGCCCAGAAGCAUUUAUAUUGAGCCAACAGUGCAAGUCCCAGUGCAUAAACAAUGGCAGGUACUGUGCACCAGAUCCUGAGCAAGAUUUCAGCAGAGGGUACAAUGGUAGAGAUGUUGUUAUUCAGAACUUGCGUCAAGCUUGCUUCUUUAAAGUGGCAAAUGAAAGUGGAAAGCCUUGGCAAUGGUGGGAUUAUGUGACUGACUUUUCAAUCCGCUGCCCAAUGAGAGAGAAUAAGUACUCUGAAGAAUGCUCAGAUCAAGUUAUUAAGUCUCUUGCUGUUGAUUUGAAGAAGGUUAAAGACUGUGUUGGGAAUCCUAAUGCAGAUGUUGAAAACCCUGUUCUUAAUGCUGAACAGGAUGCUCAGAUUGGCAAGGACAAUCGUGGUGACGUUACUAUACUACCUACUCUUAUAAUAAACAACAGACAAUAUAGAGGUAAGUUGUCAAGAGCAGCGGUACUCAAGGCUCUCUGUUCAGGUUUCCAAGAGACCACUGAGCCAUCAAUUUGUUUAACUCCAGACAUGGAAACAAAUGAGUGUUUGCAAAACAAUGGUGGUUGUUGGCAGGACAAAGCUGCUAACAUUACUGCAUGCAGGGACACUUUCCGAGGAAGGGUAUGUGAAUGUCCUAUUGUACAGAAUGUUCGGUUUGUUGGUGAUGGAUACACCCACUGUGAAGCUACAGGCGCCUUGAGGUGUGCAGUCAACAAUGGAGGUUGUUGGAAGGAGACUCAAGGUGGCAGGGCUUACUCUGCUUGUAUUGAUAAUCACACAAAAGGUUGCAAGUGCCCACCUGGAUUCAGGGGUGAUGGAGUCCACUCCUGCGAAGAUGUGGAUGAGUGCAACGAGAAAUUGGCCUGCCAGUGCCCAGAGUGUCAAUGCAAAAAUACCUGGGGAAGUUAUGAAUGCAAGUGUAGCAAUGGUUUGUUCUACACACGAGAAAAUGACUUAUGUAUUGGUGCAGGUAAAUAUGCCGCCUCGGUGGCCAGCGGGGGCAUUUUCUGGCUUGUUAUUCUGGUCAUUGCUAUUGUUGGUGCUGGGGGAUAUGCAUUUUACAAGUACAGAAUCCAGAGAUAUAUGGAUUCUGAGAUAAGGGCAAUUAUGGCACAAUACAUGCCCUUGGAUAAUCAACCGGAGAUCUCUAGUCAAGCUCAUCCUGAUGUCUAG